UGCAAAACUCGCAUAUGGCGGAGGAGGCGGGUGUGGAGGACUGGGAGAGACAGCGGGUGUUCUACGACACUGUCAGAGAGUCCAUAAUAUGUCUGCUGGUGUUUCUGAGCCUAUACCUGGGGUCCUACUGCCUAGUGACGAGAUUCCAGCGGCACUUCUCCAGAGAAGACUGCUACACCGACCAAGAGGACCAACUAGUCUACCGCAUCACGACUUGGCUUUGCUCCUUUGCCCUCUCAGUGAGUGCAGCAUCAGCACUUCUUCUCCCUCUGUCCAUCGUUAGCAAUGAAGUCAUUGUCCUAUACCCCACCAGUGACUAUGUCCAAUGGCUAAACCCAUCACUUAUCAAAGGUCUGUGGAACUUGGUGUUCUGGGCUGCAACUUAUCACUCUUUCUCUGUCUACCCUUCGCCUACCUGUUCAGUGAAUCAGCAGGCCUGGCCUGUUUCAGGAAGGGAGUCAUGUCAAGAGUGUAUGAGACAGUAGUAGUUCUGCUGCUCCUGGUUGCCUUGGUGUUUGGGUUGUCAUGGUUACUCCUGGAUCAAGACACAACGUGGGGGACUCCAUGGUUCGUUUAUGUACCACUGCUCUACUCGGUGAUGUCAUUGCUGGGUGUGGUCUUCAUGGGAAUCUGUGCUCCACUUGGCGUGUCACAUCUCUUCACUGUUCUCGGAGCUCUCAUCACCUCUCCCAAGCCUACCACCAAUGUUGAACAAGAGUUGGAGGAUAUCAAGUGUGAAGAAAAAACUCUCCUAGGACACCUGGCUGGGGUAAAGAUGGAGGGGCUAAGGAGGAGAACGACGGGAAUGGAGGACCAAUUGAAGAAUGGUGUGGGAGAGAGAAAGACACUGGAUGAAAUCCAGCACAGAAAGGCCCAGCUAGAGAGACACCUGAACUCUUCUCCACUGGAGAGACAUGCUGUGUAUCCACUGGCCUUCCUGGGUCUGCUGGCUGUCACUCUGCUAGCUCUGCUGCUAGUGGCUCUGAACUCUGCCUCACUCAUCCUCUACCCCGACAGCUGUAAUGUUGUCAGUCAGGUUGACUAUCUACUAGGGAAAGCCAGUACCUCUCACCUUGGCCUGCUGGGUUCUCUGGUGGAGAUCACUGUUAUUCUCUAUAUCCAGUGUGCCAGUAUUGUUGGACUGUACUCUCUCCCUCACUUCCACCGCCUUAUUCCAACUCCUCACAACACCCCACUCACACAUGUCAUAGCCAACUGCGUCCUUCUUCUAAUGCUUACCUCUGCACUUCCUCUCACCUCCAAGACUCUAGGGAUCACCCAAUUCUGUCUGUUGGGCUGGUACCAGACGACGUCAUGGCUCUCCCACACUGGCCUCAUGUUCUGGUACAACUCCAUGUUCCUGAUACUGACUGCUUCCAUCAUUUCCCGCCAAGUCAGCAAAGCCAUCCUCAGGGAAGCCUCAAAACUGUUGGCAAGCUGGUUCUCAUGGCAACAGAGAAAGUCGAAGUUGCCGUUGGCAACAGAUCACAAUCAUGCUGACUGAUGCACAUUUCAAAAAUGUCAUCUUUUAGCUCAUAAUAAUAAUAAUUUUAUCAAACAUCCUUAGAAACCAAAUUAAUGGUGGUGUGAUUAUAAAGAGAGCAGUGACUCAUCUGCUGAUGAGGAAAUGUACAGUUCCAACAGUCAGCGGGAUCAUUGCACACAUACACAAAGACUGGACGUAGAAUGUUGUGAUUUCUGUCGUCAUGGGAACCAUCUCCAGGCAUCCAAUCAGAAGAGCACUUAUCAACAGUCCAACCAGUGGGUGGAGAGUCCGCUGCCUUUCAGAUGGAGGUCGAAGUGCAGUUACUAGGGCCACACCCACUACAGUCCCGGCAGAUCUCAUGAGAGAGAAGAACGGAGUUGUGUUCAGUUUGACCCAUCGACUAUCCGCACAGAACCUUUUGGCUAGAGGAAUGGAGAAGCCUGGGUCCAUUCCCAGUCUUGUCCAGGAAUGGAACAGGAAUAGGGCCAGAGACAGCAUGACAACUGCUACACCCAUCAUUGCACAGAACUUGGAGUUUGGGGAGGAAUGCAGGAGGGUGGAAAGAUGACGGCUUAUGGCAGCAUGGAUUAGGACACCAAACAGUAGUCCACAGAGUAUCUGGUGGAGGAAGUGUGAGGAAAUGAGGAGACGUGAGACCCCAAUCACACACACAGCCACCCACACCACUUGCUGAAACCUCUUCCUCCUCCCUCCCCUCUCCACGUGAUCAAGACACGUCAACAAUACCACCAGCGUGAUCAUCACAUGACCACUAGGGUUGCCUGGUCCUGUCUCGCACGUCACUGGACUCUGGUGCAGGAGGUGCGGCCAAUCUGUGUGAUGCCACGCCCACCAAUACGGCCGGUUGCCUAGCAACAACCAUUUGAGGACAAUGUUACACCAUUCCGCGGCGCUGGCUGCCAGGAUCACGUGAAACCCUGCAACUGGCCCCAGGCACCAGAAAAUUACAGGGAACACGACCAUGUAAGCGUACCGCGGGUCUCCCAGCUUCGUUACGGACACGGCCAGGGUUUCCAUGUAGGGCAGACGGUAGAACGCGUCCUGCACGUACACAAUGGCCAGAGCAUCAUAGUACAGCAGCCACUCCAUUGUCAAACUGAAGCUUUCUUUUUUCUUUCUUGAUCAUCUGAUCGUCCAGACUCGACCACG
Molecule: messenger RNA, 2656 nt
Organism: Geodia barretti
Lineage: Eukaryota; Metazoa; Porifera; Demospongiae; Tetractinellida; Geodiidae
Source: the annotation of a GenBank genome assembly